Messenger RNA from Vigna angularis (adzuki bean), 533 nucleotides. Its product is annotated as late embryogenesis abundant protein Lea5. Bases 115 to 396 code for a protein of 93 amino acids. Lineage: Eukaryota; Viridiplantae; Streptophyta; Magnoliopsida; Fabales; Fabaceae. The record is from RefSeq and is a predicted model, not a curated record. The transcript is spliced from 2 exons. Gene Ontology annotation, biological process: response to stress. Gene Ontology annotation, cellular component: mitochondrion.
CAAACCCUAAGGUGUGUUGCGCCCCCAUACAGAGAAAGAGUUGAUAGGUGGUAGCUGCUGCGGAAGCGUCCUGCGGCAAACACCUUUCGCAGCAGCAAGAAUCCAACCCUUCAAAUGGCACAAUCUAUCUCACAAGCCAAACGCGCCCUUGCCUUUGCCGUUAACCGGCGAGGGUACGCAGUGGCGUCUGGUGUUGCUUCUUCGUCCUCGGUGAGAGGGGGUAUGAGCGGAAUAGAAAAGGGUGUGGCAAAGAAUGGUUCAGGCCCAUCGGGGGCCUCAUCGGCUUGGGCCCCAGACCCAGUGACGGGAUACUACAGGCCCAUCAAUCACAGGGAUGAGAUUGACCCGGUGGAGCUCCGAAAGAUGCUGUUGAACCACAAAAGCAAAUCAUCGUAGAGAGAGGGAACACAAACAUAACACAACACAAACCUCGUUUCAAUCAAAUCUUGUGUUGUGUGGUUUUAUCUAUGUCUGGAAUCUUCUUUUAUCCUUUUCAUGUAUCAUGAACAAAUAAACAAAGUAGAUUUGGUUUU